This is a messenger RNA of Aspergillus terreus NIH2624, 912 nucleotides long. RefSeq lists its product as uncharacterized. Lineage: Eukaryota; Fungi; Ascomycota; Eurotiomycetes; Eurotiales; Aspergillaceae. The record is from RefSeq and is a predicted model, not a curated record. The transcript is spliced from 2 exons. Bases 1 to 912 code for a protein of 303 amino acids.
AUGGCAGCCUCAAACAGUUCCGAUGAAGGUUUGGGGCCAUCCAUUCCGAAAUCGCCCAUCCCUAACCGUCUACGACCGUCCCGUUUUCGGGUGAAGAGUCUCCUUGGUCGUCCCUGGAGUUGGGUGUGGUCCAAACUGUCCCCCAGUGCAUCUCGUCCUAGAAAACCUCCGUCGGUCACCCUCCAACUGGAUAGUCAUGCCCUGUCGAGACCCUCCCCUCCUGACCGUCUCCGACCCCCAUCUCCACGCCCAAGUCUGUCCCAUGGCCGGUAUUUGAUAGCCCCGAGAGUCACCGCCCAAGAAUUGGGGAUGCUGAAUGGGCCUGGGGCCUCAUCGAGGACCAGCAUAGACCCCUACCCGGUGUUUACCAGCAACGGUGCAUCGCCCUCAGACCAAACCACCGCCUCAACGACGCCUUUGCGGCCUUCUUGUCCCGGUAGCCCCAGACGGUCACUGGAUGAAGGCGGAACCGCUGUCUCUCGACCGUGGGAAGACGCCCCCAGAGCCAACGAUGAUGGAAGUAAGGGCGAGAAGUUCCAGCGCAACGUCUAUUUCAUCGGUGAGGAUCUCGGCAAGAUACCGAUGCGGAUGUCCAUCGAUACACAGUCGCGUUUCAGCGUGAUAGCCAGGGACAAGGCCGAGAAACUGGCGUUGGCCAUGAAGAAGUGCGAGGAAAUGAUAUGCCCUUUGACCAUCGGGUCCCAGAAGAACGAGGCGCCAGUUGAAGGGAUGGUUGAGGCCGAUUGGCACUUCUUCAACGGGGAGGAAACAUACACGACCACUUUUAGAGUCGUCGAUAUGACGGACUUUGAUGUCCUCCUUGGGCGCGAUGACAUUGCAGAGCUUGGACUUGUGCGGCUCAGCAAGGCUGUUCCCUAUCAAGAAGGAGUGGUGCGGCGCCCUGGGCGCUAA